Messenger RNA from Aphidius gifuensis, 893 nucleotides. RefSeq names its product actin-binding Rho-activating protein-like. The coding region runs from base 202 to 708 and encodes 168 amino acids. The record is from RefSeq and is a predicted model, not a curated record. Gene Ontology annotation, molecular function: actin binding. Lineage: Eukaryota; Metazoa; Arthropoda; Insecta; Hymenoptera; Braconidae. Gene Ontology annotation, biological process: positive regulation of Rho protein signal transduction. The transcript has 4 exons.
AAACAUCUUAUUCAUAAAACGCUCGCUGUACAAGCUCGAUCAAUAUAAAUAAUUUUUUUUUUUUAAUCUAAAUUUUUAUAAAUAAAUAAAUUUAUUAUUAAAUUAAUUAAUUAAUUAAUUAAGCUUGUUAUUUAAUUUUUAUACUUGAAAAAAAUAAUUAGUAUUUUAAUUGUGUGCAAGGAAGAAACAAAAAACAAAAAAAUGUCAUCAGCUAUGUUUGAAUCAUUGAGUGAUAAAGUAGCUCAUUUUAAUCAACACGCAAAUAAUCACGUGUCAACUCAAAGUAAAAAUCCAUUUACAAGUGGAAUGAAUUUAGAAAGACCAAAAUUCUCCAAGGAAGAAUAUGGAAGACCAAUUGCUGGAUCUCAAUCGGAUAUACGAGGACGAAAAGCAAUAGCACACGUGUUACGAGAAAUAUUAGAAAUGUGUGAAGUUAUUUAUCAAAAUGGAACACCAUGCAAGGAUGAUCCACAAAUAACUGGAAUUCUUUUUGGUGAAUUAUUUAAUAUUUACGUUGCAAUUAGUGAUAAAUGUGUGGGAAUUUUAUUGAGAGCGAGGAAACAGGGAUAUGUUGCAUUUGAAGGAGAAUGCUUGUUCCAGAGACGAGAUGAUAAUGUUCCAGUUUUUUUAAUAAAACCAAUCAACGAAAUAAGAACAACGCUUAAACAAAAAAUUGAAGAUGCAAGGAAAGACACUCCACUUUUUUAAAGUACUGAAUAAUUAAACAAAAAAAAUAAUAAUAUAUUUUAAAAAAGCUUAUAAAUUGAAUUAUAAAAAAUGUUUGAAUGCAUGUGUAUGAUUGAAAAGAUUAAGUUGUAAAUAUUUUGAGAAAAAUUGAAUGAAUUAUGUGCAAUGUGAUAAGGCCAUAAAUUUUUACAACAAAAAAAAAUUAA